AUGCACUAAAAAAAAAAAAUCACCUCCCUCAAACAUAGUUCACCUCUAAACAAAGCCCCCGCAAAAUGUUGGUUAACAAAUCUGAGUGCCUUUUUUUUUUUAACUUGCCGUACAUUCAUGUUUUGGUAUGUGUGGUUUUUAGGAGAACAGUAGCACUCAGUUGUAGUCCUGAUAAUAAGAACAAACAAUGUUCUAUACUUGAUGAGCAGAACGAAAGAAUAAAUGUUAGUUGGCCUUAAGCUAGCUUUCGUUCGCAGACUACUGGCCAAAUCAUAAAAAGACUUCUUUGUGAGCCCAAAGCGGUGACGUCAAACGGGCUCCAUAAAGACAUAAAUUCAUAGUUUAGCGAGAACAACACAGCAGUGGGAGGAUUAGUUUCUGUGUCCUCCUCCAUUUCUUAACUUGCAUAACUAAUGAGCCUUAAAUCCUUGAUAACUUAGCCAGGAAGGCUGACUGCUCCCCCAUUUAAACGUGCUAGGCUAACGGGAUAACUUGACAACAUAAGAGUGAAUGUAGCUAACGUGCCUUUUUGUUUUUUUUUUUUACAUACAUUUUCCAAACAAAUAUCAUGUUGGAGAUGCUUGAAUACAGUCACUACCAGGUGCAAUCCCAUCUGGAAAAUCCCAGCAAGUACCACAUCCAGCAGAACCAAAGGCAGCAGGUGAGACAGUAUCUGUCCACCACCUUGGGAGGCAAAGCCGGCGGCCAGUGCCCCGGCCAGCCAGCCGAACACGGCAUGCCACCCGGGCUCGCCAGUAGUGCCCCCAACAGUCCCAUGGCUCAUCUCACCCUCACCUCGAACUGUGAGAAAGAGGUACGCGUAACAGAAGUCAUGACUUCAUUAUGUUUGGGUGACUCGACAGUGUUUUUCUCAGUUGGGAGCAUUUUAUUUAUUGAUCUAUUUAUUUUGAACGUCAUGAAACGCGUUCUUGUUUUUCACGUCACACAGAUGGAUGAAGUUAUUGACGAUAUCAUCAGCAUGGAGUCAAGUUACAAUGAAGACGUUCUUGGACUGAUGGAUCAAGGGCUUCAACUGAACAGCGCACUACCAGUGUCUGGUAAUAUUCUGGAAGCAUACGGCAACCAAGGACUACCCCACCCAGGCCUCGCCAUCAGCAACUCCUGCCCACCAAACAUCAAAAGGGAAUAUACAGCUCCUGGCAUGAAGCAAGUACUGGGCAAACCUGGACCCUGUGGCCGGUACGAAAACUAUCAGAGAUCAGAUGGCUUUCCAGUAGAGGCUGAGGUUCGCGCUCUGGCCAAAGAACGACAGAAAAAGGACAAUCACAACUUGAUCGAGCGAAGGCGCCGAUUCAAUAUCAACGAUCGUAUCAAAGAACUUGGAACCCUAAUACCAAAGUCAAAUGAUCCGGACAUGCGCUGGAAUAAGGGCACCAUUCUGAAAGCUUCAGUGGACUAUAUCAGGAAACUCCAAAGGGAGCAGCAGAGGACCAAAGAGCUUGAGUGCAGACAGCGCAAGCUGGAGCAUACGAAUCGUCACCUGAUGCUUCGUAUCCAGGAGUUGGAGAUCCAAGCCCGCGCUCACGGUCUCACCGUCGUCUCGUCCCCAUCGGUGUGCACCUCAGAGAUGAUGGGCCGGGUCAUCAAGCAGGAGCCCCUCCUCGAUGACUGCGCUUCGGAGCUCUACCGUCACGCCUCGGCUCCUGACAUGUCCCCUCCGACCACGUUGGACCUCAACAAUGGCACCAUCACCUUUGACCCCAUUCCCAGCGACACUGGGGAUUCUGGCCCAUACGGAAACCCCAGGACCUGUAAAAUGAAGGAGUUGGUCAGGGAUCAUACAUUGUCACCCAUUUCCCCAAGCGACCCAUUACUAUCCUCAAUGUCUCCAGACGGCUCGGUUAGUGCCCACCACAGUUCGAGUUCUAGAAUGGAGGACAAGGUGUGCCCCUGUUAGCUUAGCCUUACGCUCACCGACUUUGCAUUUGUAGCCUCUCAGCAACGAGGCACACAUUUUCAUGAGCAAUCAAAAUGGUCUUUUUGGAUUGUAAAAAGUGUGGAUCCGGUUAGAGCAGGGAGGCCCAAUUUGUUGUCCUGGAGAGCCCCUGUCCGGCCCCUGAUUGCAACAACUGGGGUCAUUAUUAGGCUUUUGCAAAGCGUGCUGAUCAUUUGAAUCAGGUGUGUUGGAGGAGGAGCUGGAUAGAGGCUCUCCGGAACCGGACUUGGCCACCCCGCAUUUAGAGCAAGACAAGGUACACUGCUUUAAUUCCACUGCUGCCACGCAGCAAACAGGCACCUGUUGCGAUCUGGGUUGAAUCCACGGCUAUACGGCCUUUCUGGGCCUGUGUUGUCCCUUUUCCACCGGUUCCGGGCCAGUGGCCAGGUUAGCACCAGCUCUUUCUUUUUCCACCACCGAAAAUAGGCUGGAGCUCUGGUGCUGGUGUUUAAGCUGGCC
Molecule: messenger RNA, 2416 nt
Organism: Hippocampus comes (tiger tail seahorse)
Lineage: Eukaryota; Metazoa; Chordata; Actinopteri; Syngnathiformes; Syngnathidae
Gene: mitfa
Product: melanocyte inducing transcription factor a
Exons: 8
Coding region: 569-1918 (449 amino acids)
Biological process (GO): melanocyte differentiation; regulation of transcription by RNA polymerase II
Cellular component (GO): nucleus
Molecular function (GO): protein dimerization activity; RNA polymerase II cis-regulatory region sequence-specific DNA binding; DNA-binding transcription factor activity, RNA polymerase II-specific
Source: RefSeq, a predicted model, not a curated record